Messenger RNA from Dermacentor andersoni, 3174 nucleotides. It is a transcript of the gene HDAC6, whose product is annotated as histone deacetylase 6. Gene Ontology annotation, cellular component: histone deacetylase complex. The record is from RefSeq and is a predicted model, not a curated record. Gene Ontology annotation, molecular function: histone deacetylase activity; zinc ion binding. Gene Ontology annotation, biological process: epigenetic regulation of gene expression. NCBI's taxonomy places the organism in Eukaryota, Metazoa, Arthropoda, Arachnida, Ixodida, Ixodidae.
CGUGCAAACAAACGCAUAUGAGAGAGCAAUCGGAUGCCUGCUGCGGUGGUGGGCUGCUGCAGCCGCAUGCCCUGCGAAGCCCUAGCUAUGCGGCAACAUCUGUGCGCUUAUUGCUGUUCUCGCGUAAAAUACGCCAGCGCAGAAGCAUCCUGAGCGCUGUGCGGCAUCGCUGAAGGAAGCGGCAACGCCUUCAAAUCUGAAACUACGGCGACGAGGACCCCUGUGCGAUUCUUUCGUUUUUCCACGCCGUGCAUUGGGUCCCUCCAGUGAAGGAUGGCCGCAGUAAAUGACGGAGGCGACGGCGAUCAUGCCGCCAAGUUGGCGGUGCCUUUGGGCGAAGACACAGGCUUGAUCUAUGAUGAACGCAUGGCAGAGCAUCAGAGCCUGUGGGACAGCCGGCACCCAGAGCGGCCCGAACGGCUGACGGCUAGCUACCAGCGCUGCGUCGACUAUGGCUUGGUCGACCGUUGCUUCCGUAUACCUGCCCGCAUGGCCGAGGAAGCUGAUAUUCUGCCUUUACACGAGGCAGCACACUUGGGGCAGCUGAAGGAUACGCACGGAGAAACGGAUGCCGAUGCUCUGGAGGCCCUAUGUGCACGCUUUGACUCGAUCUACAUUCACCCGAGGACGUACGAACUGGCAUUGCUCGCGGCGGGCUGCACCAAGGACCUUGUGACAGCUGUCGUCCAGGGAAAGGUGAGAAAUGGUAUGGCCCUGGUCCGUCCACCUGGCCAUCAUGCCAUGCGCAAUGAGUACUGCGGCUACUGCUUCUUCAACAAUGUGGCCCUGGCGGCGAAGCAUGCAGUCGACGACCUCCACCUGAAAAGGGUUCUGAUUGUGGACUGGGAUGUGCAUCAUGGCCAAGCCACACAGUAUGCCUUCUACGAGGACCCCCGGGUUCUGUACUUCUCCGUGCACCGCUACGAGCAUGGCGAGUUCUGGCCUGAACUGCGAGAGUCGGACUUCCCUUAUGUGGGCAGGGGUGCUGGUGCGGGCUACAACAUUAACGUACCUCUCAACCAGGUGGGCCUUGGGGACGCCGACUACCUGGCCAUCUGGCACCAAUUGCUGCUUCCGGUGGCUUACGAGUUCCAGCCAGAGCUGGUGCUGGUAUCGGCGGGCUACGAUGCUGCUCUUGGAUGCCCUGAGGGUCUCAUGCGAUUGUCACCGGCCACCUAUGCUCACCUAGUCCACCCACUGAUGGCCUUGGCAGGAGGUCGCGUUUGUGUCGUGCUUGAGGGCGGUUACUGCGUACCAUCCCUUGCGGAAGGCGUGGCGUUGACCCUGCGCGCUUUGUUGGGGGACCCCUGCCCAAGCCUGCCGCAACCGCUCGGCCACGUCAGUGACAGUGUGACGGAAACCCUGCUGAACUGCGUGUCGGUGCUGAGACCCCACUGGAAGAGCCUCCGCAUCCAGCGCACCAGUGGCACGAAAGGAGCCGUCGCCGGGUCAGCGCAUCUGCCACGAUCCGAGUACCGGGGGCAGCUGGGCGUGCACCGACCCGAGAAGUUCCCCACGCGCAGCUGCUACUAUGAGCACCCACCCGAGGACAAGGAACGGCUGGAGAGGGAGGUGGAAGCGCUGAGAUCCAACACCAACCUGGAAGUGCCGCCUAACCGAACCGCCCUGGCAUACGACGAGCGUAUGGCAAAACAUCGCUGCCUUGACGAGAGGGGCCACCCAGAGCGACCCGAGCGCAUACUCAAGCCCUGGCAGGUGUUGGAGAGGCGUGGACUGCUCAACCUUUGCCUCUUGCUUGAUUCUCGGUCGGCCACUGUGGAUGAGUUGCUGUUGGUUCAUGACAAGAAGCAUGUGCAGAAGAUGCGCAGCUGCCAGGAGAUGGAGAGUGCCAAUCUGAUAAAGCUGCAAGAGAAGUACUCUUCAGUCUACCUCUGCCGUGAAACCUUCUCCAGUGCUCUUCUGGCAGCUGGCUCUUUGCUACAGCUAGUCGAUGCUGUCUGUACAAAUAAGUGCCAAAAUGGCAUGGCUCUCAUACGGCCUCCUGGGCACCAUGCGGAGCGGGCCGAGGCUGGUGGCUUCUGCAUCUUCAACAAUGUGGCCAUUGCUGCGAAGCACGCCAUCGAGACACACGGACUGCAGCGCAUACUGCUGCUGGACUGGGACGUGCACCAUGGCAACGGAACGCAGCAUGCCUUCUACGAUGACCCCCGGGUGCUGUACCUGUCGAUCCACCGGUACGACAACGGCACAUUUUUCCCGUGCCUCCCAGAAGGAGACUAUGGGGCCGUUGGCGAAGGUGCUGGCCAAGGUUUCAACAUCAAUGUGGCCUGGAAUGAAGAGGGGAUGUCAGACGGUGACUACCUGACGGCCUUCUUCCAACUGGUGCUGCCUGUUGCCUAUGCGUACAAUCCUGAGCUAGUCCUGGUGUCCUGUGGCUUCGACAGUUGUGUCGGGGACCCGCUGGGAUACUGUCGGGUGACGGCCGAGGCAUACGCCCAGCUGACACACCUGCUGCUGCCCUUGGCUCGAGGCCAUGUCAUCCUCGCACUCGAGGGCGGCUACAACCUGUCCAAGCUUCCUUCUGCUGUCUGCCACUGCGUCAGCGCCCUCCUGGGACAACGUCCGCCUCAGCUGCGAUCCUCUGCCCCUUGUCAAAGUGCAGUGCAGUCCAUUAGGCGAACACUGGACGCCCACCGGAGCUACUGGCCCUGUCUCCGCUACUCUGGUUAUGACCUGCCAUCAGAGGAGUGGCUGGCAUCCAAUGGCCUUGUACCUGAUGGCGAGCCAACGUUGAACCUGGAAGGCCUGAGCCUCGAGGACAACGAGGAGGCUCCAUUCUGCAUCCAACCAGAGACAUGGUGCCCACACCUGGAAGGCCUGCCCCCUCUGCCACCGGCAGGCCUGUGCGACCCCCGCAGCCCUUGCAUGACGUGCGGAGUGCGCCGCGAGGUCUGGACCUGCCUCCACUGCUUCAAGGUGUUCUGUAGCCGCUACGUGAAUGGCCACAUGGUGACUCACCACGACGAAACGCAGCACCCUCUGGUGCUGAGCUACUCGGACCUGUCUGUCUGGUGCUACGGCUGCAACUUCUACAUUACGAAUCCGGUCCUACAGGCCGCCAAAGAAGAUGCCUACCUGAAGAAGUUCGGCACUAUUGAAUUUGUUGCGUGAUUGCAGAGAUUGUUGUGUGCAGUAAAUAUUUCUACUACUAAG